CAGAUGUGCUCAAAGCAGACAGCGCAUUCUGAGUCCUGGAAAUCACAUGGUGUUUUCCUAUGUGCUGCGUCCUGAUUGGGGUACGUGCGCCUCGAAUAACCCGCAUGCUGGUUGGCUGAAAGGCUCUCAUCCCAUCGUGGUAAAACAAACUCACUGCGCUCCCCAUCGAGGCGGAGGACGAGGAGGAGGAACUGUGCACGCCACCUCUGCUCACACUGCUUUCAUUUUGUGAAGUGUAAAGCUGUUUGACAAUAGUCGGCACUGACUGUGGAAGGGGGCUGUGGAGGAGGUGGACUACAGUGCAGUGAUGACGGGCAAAUCUGUGAAAGACGUUGACAGAUAUCAGGCGGUCCUCAACUCUUUACUGGCGCUGGAGGAGAACAAAUUCUGCGCUGACUGCGAAUCUAAAGGUCCAAGAUGGGCAUCCUGGAAUUUGGGCAUCUUUAUUUGUAUCCGCUGUGCUGGUAUUCAUCGGAAUCUGGGGGUCCACAUCUCCAAGGUCAAGUCUGUCAACCUGGAUCAGUGGACACAGGAGCAAGUCCAGUGUGUUCAGGAGAUGGGAAAUGCCAAGGCCAAACGUCUCUACGAGGCUUUUUUACCUGAGUGCUUCCAGCGCCCAGAGACAGACCAGGCUGCAGAGAUCUUCAUCAGGGACAAGUAUGAUAAGAAGAAAUACAUGGAUAAGGUUAUUGACAUCCAAAUGCUCAGGAAAGAAAAGAGUUGUGACAACAUCCCCAAGGAGCCUGUAAUAUUUGAGAAGAUGAAAUUGAAAAAAGACAUCAGCCCGAUGAUAGAUUCCCAGUCCGUCACAGACCUGCUUGGAUUAGAUGCCCCUGCUCCAAGCCCUGUGGUGUCUAAUGGUAGAGGAUGUGUUCCAGACAGUAAUGAGAGCCCAGUGGUGUCUAAUGCAACUCUGGCACAAUCUGCACUGGAUCUCUUCAGCUCUCUCCCAGCUCCCUCUUCUGCUUCCUCUACAAAAACCAUGCCUGUUUCCAGCUCCAUGUCUCAGAGCAGAGUGACAGCCUCAGUGCCUGAAAACCUCAGCUUGUUUCUAGACCCGAAACGUAAAGUAGAAGAAGGCACAGUCAAGAAACUGUCCAAGGAUUCUAUUCUCUCCCUGUAUGCUUCCACCCCCUCAGUGCAUGCCAGCAGUAUAGCUGCGCACGGUUUGUACAUGAACCAGAUGGGAUACCCGACGCAUCCGUACGGUUCAUACCAUUCUUUAGCCCAGGUGGGUGGAAUGGGAGGCACCAUGAUGACUUCACAAAUGGCUAUGAUGGGUCAGCAGCAGAGCGGCAUGAUCGGGGUUCAACAGAACUGCAUGAUGGGACAACAGAAUGGCAUAGUGGGUGCUCAGGGUGUCAUGGCUCAGCCUAGUGGGGCUGUGGCAUCACCAUACAUGACAGGGAUGGCCCAGGGCAUGAUGGGACAGCAGCAAAGUGGACUCUUGAUUCAGCAGCAGAAUGGCAUUAUGGGACAGCAUCAGAGUGGAAUGAUAGGACAACAUCAGGUUGGAGGUUUGGCCACGUUACCUCACCAGCAGGUUUAUGGAGUGCAUCAAACUCAACAGCUUCAGUGGAACAUUGCACAGAUGACGCAGCACAUGGCCGGCAUGAAUCUGUACAACACCAGUGGCACGAUGGGAUAUGGUAGCCAGCGCAUGGAAGGGUCAACAACUCAGAGCUCAGAACACAUGACUGCACACGUCUGGAAAUGAUCUCAUACGUCUCAAAAUUUAACACCCAACAGACUUUCCAUGAACAUUUUCUGAUGCAAGAGAGGAGGAGAAGACGGGUGUGAAGAAGAUGUGAGAAACAACUACUACCUCUCUUUCUCCCUUCUCUCUGCCCACGCUUUCUCUUGCCAUCAUAUCCAUAGCCAUGCUCUGCAGGUUUCUGCAUUUGCCUUCAGGACAUUUUAGUACUUUGACCAAGACUACAGGGUUCCGAGGCCACUGGUUAGGACCUUAUAUCUUUCAUUGUUUCUAGUCAUCAUGGGAGAAUGAUAGCACACUUCUGCUAUCAGUAGGUGUCAAGUAGCUGCUUUGGUUUUGUAGAAUUUGUGUUUUUCGUACAGCCCUGCGGUUGAGCACUGAAGUUAGCCUAGCUUUAAUAGUUUAUAUGAUUGAACUUUACCAAAACAAGGCAAAAAUGAGCAAGAGACAACACAAUGGUGGCUAAGUAGUUUUCAUUUCUGUAAACUAUGCGCUUACAAAGAUUUUAAACAUGUUGGCUCCAAAAAGUUGUGACACUUAAGUAGAAACCAUAUUUGAAGGAGCAGCUACAACUUAGCUAGUUAUCAAGCAUACAAAGAUUGUUAAUCAAAGUAUAAGUCCAACCAUUUUUUAAAAUUAUAUUUCCACAUUUGAGAGAAAUUGAUGCUGUUUAAUUUAACACAAACACCAAAGAUGUUAGCUAAGCUAGGCUAAUCUAGAUGCUAGCAAAAGUAUGGUCAAAACUUCUGUUACUGUGUAUAUCAAAGCAAGUAAACAAUAAACUUACAGAGAAGAAAUAAAGGUAAAGAUGACACAAUCCUGUAAUAUUUUCAAGAUAGAUUAAUUGUUGCUAUUUUUAUAUUUCCGUUUUUUUUCUUGUUAAAUAUAUGGUAACCUUACUUCGGAAUUUACACCAGUCUAAGUGUUUGAGUUUUUGUUCUGGGAGUCUUUAUCCAUUCUUCUCACAAAAGGCUUUUAGUCAGUAAGCUUACAUCCCAUCACAUAUUCCUAUCAUAAUUUGGUCAUGGGGACUGUGCUGUACAAAGGAAUUCAUUUAGCUUACAUAACACUUCUUGAGCUAAUCCAUUGUUGAUUUUGAGAUGUAUUUAGGAUUAUUAGCAUCCAGCCCUGUACUUUAAAGGUGUUUUUUUUUCUAACUUUGUCAGUCAACAGACCAUCAAACACAUCAGGUUUGCUUUGAUGUUUAUUAAAAAUCUGAUGAGCGGAGGUCAAGUUUUCUUCAGUUGACUCUUCAAUGACAGAGCUGUGCAGGUGUGGCAGUACUGAAGAACUGAGGAAAAACAAUACGAAAAUGUUCUGCUACAUGAUAGCUUUUUUCCUGCUUGUUUGCAUUAUUUAUUUUAAUUUCUAGACUGCUAGGCAUUUGUUUAGAUUGCAGGGACAAAUGAAAUUACAUCUCACAGCCUUUCCUAACAGUGGCUGUCAACAACUGGGCUGAUACGAGUUAUAAGAUCUGUAAAAGUUCCCUGAGAGCCUGUAUCUCAUUUUCCUUGCAUGGUGUUUCUUUCUUUUUUUACUGCACUGAUCUUUGAAUGUUCAGCAAUAUUUUAUCUUUAAUUUCAAGUCCUAUUACGAUCAGUUUAUCUUUGUGGCUUAGCAAUUGACAUGUUCACUGUAUGCAUUAUGCAGAUGGCAAAAGCAUCAAUGACUUUUUAUGCUUAUUUGGAAAAAUGUGGAAAAAAAAAUGAUCAGUUAAGUUGUUCUACCUUUCCAACAUUUAAAUUCAGUAAGUUCCUUUAUGUAGUGAUUAGUUCCUAGAUUAGUUCCCCACCAUAUCACACGCUAGAACGCUAGCAAAGCCUACCUAAACAACCUUUAUAUAUGAUGUCUACGUCUCAAAUUACAGAGGGCUUCAUUUAAAAUCAGUCUUAAUUUUUAACUGUACAAAAGGUCUAAACUGGGUUUUCGGAGACCAAAGAUCAACACAAGCUUUAUUAAGACUGUAUUCUAGUGUCCUUUUUGUAUAUCACCACUUAACUAGUGAUUAAUAGAAAAUCAACAGCAGUCUAUUUGGCAAUAUCUGCUCUUACAGAUCACUGUGCUAUUGCCUCAGCAAGGGUGGGGACACGUUAACAAAUGCAUGCUUUGUCAACACAUAAGCGCUCAUACACCUCAAGUUAAGAAUCUACCUUGUACAAUAGUGGCCUCAGAUAAUAUUGAAUGUCUGUUAGCGUGAAAGAAGUGGAGAGAGGUACAGAUCAGUUCCGUUUCAGAUGCUUCCACUGACCUGCAUGAAAAUGUUUAUCUAGCUCUGAUUGUUCGCAUUGUAUGUUUAAGAUUUCUGAAUGUUUCUACUGUACAUGGUGAUCAGUCUUUAACCAAGAACAACAAAAAAUAUCAGUGUGUCCUGAAUGUGUUCAUGAUUGUGCUGGACUCAUUUUGAGUACACACACUUGUGUAUUGCUGCAGUUUGCAUUUUAUUAUAUUUCUUCUUUCUUUUUUACUCUGUCAAGAUGUGCAUUUGUGUGUUUCUUGAAUGUUUUGUGGUUGAAAGCCUUUGUUUGCUUGUUUGUUUGUUUUUUGUUUGGGUUUUUUUUUUUUUUUUUUUUUUUUUUUUUUUUUUGGUGAAUUGUUGAAUUCAUCUACGUUUUGCAGGAACUGUCUAGUCAGGAGCAAACUGUGACCAGGCUGAAACAUUUUCAGGUUAUUCUGGAGCCUUUACAAUUUGGCCACAACUCAUUGUGAAGUGAAAAGGGAUUGUGCGACCAAAACCUGUCACUGCUCAGCGUUUGAGUUAUCCUUCUCACUCCUGUACUGAUUUCUACAUUCACCCUUUCAUAUAAAUGCAUGAAGUCAUUGCUGUAAAUAAACUCGGUCUUUCCACUUCUUUUUGUAAAAAAAAAAAACACUUCAAGCGUUAACCGCUGCCAAUAAACCAGCAGCCCAGCCUUCAGAACUUGAUACUUUACUGCUGUUUCUUUCAAAUUCAUCUAAUUUGGGAGCAGCUCAGGCAGGAGUCUGACAGCAGCAGUCACCUUUUCUGCAGAGUGCAAUAUUAUCCAAUGACUAUGUGUCGUCUCUGCACUGCAACGGUCGAUCUGCCAGAGAGUAAUGAGGUGUUUCUGGAAAGGCAACAAAAUCCAUCUCUGUAUGAGGCGACUAAGUUUAGGUUGCUUGCAAUCUGUUCCUUUUUCUUUGUUUUGUAUGUUUUCUGUGAAAUGAAAGCAAAUAAAGGAAUGUAUCUUUUAUGUACUUGUCAACCAAGAUAUUGUGCAUUUUAUUCUUUAUCAGAAUAUGUAUAUUAUGUUUAUAUAAAAAAAAAAGAUUGAUGAAUAUGAUAUAUGUAUAUUGGCUCUGCAUUUUUUUUCCUCAUGCUUUGCCUCUUUUGGUUUUGUCUACACAAUCUCAAUCAAACAAAAUAAUAUAGAUGUAAUAUAUACUUGUCUCUGUGAAAACAGGAAAUAAAUAUUGUUUCAUUAAA
This is a messenger RNA of Melanotaenia boesemani (Boeseman's rainbowfish), 5156 nucleotides long. It is a transcript of the gene smap2, whose product is annotated as small ArfGAP2. The record is from RefSeq and is a predicted model, not a curated record. NCBI's taxonomy places the organism in Eukaryota, Metazoa, Chordata, Actinopteri, Atheriniformes, Melanotaeniidae. The transcript is spliced from 9 exons. Bases 308 to 1717 code for a protein of 469 amino acids. Gene Ontology annotation, molecular function: GTPase activator activity. Gene Ontology annotation, biological process: regulation of clathrin-dependent endocytosis.